Messenger RNA from Helicoverpa zea (corn earworm), 2008 nucleotides. Its product is annotated as histone H2A. Gene Ontology annotation, molecular function: protein heterodimerization activity; structural constituent of chromatin; DNA binding. The coding region runs from base 887 to 1261 and encodes 124 amino acids. The record is from RefSeq and is a predicted model, not a curated record. The transcript has a single exon. Lineage: Eukaryota; Metazoa; Arthropoda; Insecta; Lepidoptera; Noctuidae. Gene Ontology annotation, cellular component: nucleosome.
AACUAAGUAUGUAGGUACAAAAGAUCUUAUAUAUUGAAAAAGACAAGUACAUAUAAAUGUGUAUUAAGCAUAUAGUUUGACAUAAGGUUCCUAUGUUACCUACUUACAAAACAAUACAUAACUUAAAUACAACUCACUAGAAUUACGUACCUACAAAAACACAUACAUAAUGUAAUAAGUAAAUAAUUAUUUACUUAUAUAUACAUAUAUAAUUUUACUACGCUAGGGCUAGGUUGUUUGUUAUGUGUGUUACACUUGCAUACCUGAUCGGAAAGAAAAACACUUUCACAACACUUGUUUACAUAAACACUGUGAAAUACACGACACAAUAAUGAUCGAAGCGUACGAAUAAUUAAUCAAAACAAUAUAAAUCAAUCUAAUCCCGUCAAAAACAGAGAACAACAAAGUGAAAAAGCGCGCGCUUCAUUCGAAUCUGACAGUACUGCCUCCGUUUUCCGCGCGAAAUGCAAAAGAAAGCCUAAGGACAAAGACAAUUUGAAAAAAUAUAUAUAUUUUUUUUUUUAUGUUAUACAUGUAUGUAGUGUAGGUAUGUGGUGUUUGGCUCCUUUUUUUUUUUUUUUUUUUUUUUUUUUCUUUUCUGUUUGAUAGUGGCAUCUCGCAGCUCAGCCUAGGAAUAGAAUUAUUUUCGUUUGUUUUAUUAUUAUUUUUUUAUUUUUUGUCCACGUGAUCGCGCUUGCGCGUUUUGCGAGUUACACUCGCCCGUUCGUCGCUACAUACCCCUCCCACUUAGUGAGACGCGCCGGUCGAGUAUAUAAAUGCCGCGGACGCCCGGAUUUAAAAAUUAGUUGUUCACUCGACUGUCGUCGCGCUCGCACUCAGAGCGUAACUUGGUGAUUUUCCGUGAUAUUCUUAACCAAUCUUGACAAUGUCCGGUCGUGGUAAAGGUGGCAAGGUUAAGGGGAAGGCAAAGUCCCGGUCCAACCGUGCCGGUCUACAGUUCCCCGUGGGACGUAUCCACAGGCUGCUGCGUAACGGUAACUAUGCAGAGCGCGUCGGUGCCGGAGCGCCUGUCUACUUGGCCGCCGUGAUGGAGUACCUGGCCGCUGAGGUUCUCGAGUUGGCCGGUAACGCGGCCAGAGACAACAAGAAGACCAGGAUCAUCCCGCGUCAUCUGCAACUGGCCAUCCGCAACGACGAGGAAUUGAACAAGCUCCUAUCCGGCGUGACCAUCGCUCAGGGUGGUGUGCUGCCUAACAUCCAGGCCGUGCUGCUGCCCAAGAAGACCGAGAAGAAGGCUUAAGCGUUGCUUCGAUGGGAUAAUAUUGUGUGGUGUAUACAUGCAUGCGCGCAUUCAUUCGCGCCAUGCACUCGUAUACCUAUUGCAAUAUUGUAUCGCGUCGGACGCGCUGAGCUCGUCGCCCUCGUAUGCAACACACAUACAAACAAAAGGCCCUUUUCAGGGCCACAAUAUGAUUCGUCGAUACAUAAUCCAAUGUUAAAAAAAGACAGUUUCUUUAUCAGUGUCGUCUCAAAACGUACAAGUACAACGCUGUAGACUAGGCAUAUUAAUUACGUGUGCUAGGAUGUUACUCGUCACUGCGCUGCGCCGUGAUAAUUCUUAGGUUAGGUACAUGUUACAUACCUUCAUUUGCUGCUGCUGCCGCCGCCGCCGCCGCCGCUGCGUAGCCGCGCGCGCUAUCGCCGCGCGGCGCACCACCUCGCUGCAGGCGCGCCGUGCUUUGCCUUUCCACGUUACCUGUACAAAUUAUGUAAAUUCAUUUAUUUAUUUAUUUAUUUAACAGUUUAUGUACACAUAAAUACAGACAAGAAUAAAUAAUAGAUUUGAGAGAAUUGUACAAGGGCACAGCUUAUCUCACAAGAAAUUUCUUCCAGCAGGCCCGUUAUGGGAGUGUUAGAAUUGAAAAGAGAUACAGAUAGACUGUGUAAAAAGAAAGAAGAUAUAACCAAUAAAUAAUCACUAACAUUAACUACUUAAAUACAUAUACAAACACACAUUCAUUGAAAUAAUAAUAAAAACAUAAGAUAA